AUGUUAUCAGAGCAGACAGAACCAUCACACGUGUUGGCUAAAGAGCAGACAGAACCAUCACACCUGUUGGCUAAAGAGCAGACAGAACCAUCACACCUGUUGGCUAAAGAGCAGACAGAACCAUCACACCUGUUGGCUAAAGAGCAGACAGAACCAUCACACCUGUUGGCUAAAGAGCAGACAGAACCAUCACACCUGUUGGCUAAAGAGCAGACAGAACCAUCACACCUGUUGGCUAAAGAGCAGACAGAACCAUCACACGUGUUGGCUAAAGAGCAGACGGAACCAUCACACCUGUUGGCUAAAGAGCAGACAGAACCAUCACACCUGUUGGCUAAAGAGCAGACAGAACCAUCACACCUGUUGGCUAAAGAGCAGACAGAACCAUCACACCUGUUGGCUAAAGAGCAGACAGAACCAUCACACCUGUUGGCUAAAGAGCAGACAGAACCAUCACACCUGUUGGCUAAAGAGCAGACAGAACCAUCACACCUGUUGGCUAAAGAGCAGACAGAACCAUCACACCUGUUGGCUAAAGAGCAGACAGAACCAUCACACCUGUUGGCUAAAGAGCAGACAGAACCAUCACACCUGUUGGCUAAAGAGCAGACAGAACCAUCACACCUGUUGGCUAAAGAGCAGACAGAACCAUCACACCUGUUGGCUAAAGAGCAGACAGAACCAUCACACCUGUUGGCUAAAGAGCAGACAUAA
This is a messenger RNA of Oncorhynchus nerka (sockeye salmon), 714 nucleotides long. RefSeq lists its product as uncharacterized. The transcript has 2 exons. The record is from RefSeq and is a predicted model, not a curated record. Lineage: Eukaryota; Metazoa; Chordata; Actinopteri; Salmoniformes; Salmonidae. Bases 1 to 714 code for a protein of 237 amino acids.